This is a messenger RNA of Lingula anatina, 3272 nucleotides long. RefSeq lists its product as uncharacterized. Lineage: Eukaryota; Metazoa; Brachiopoda; Lingulata; Lingulida; Lingulidae. The record is from RefSeq and is a predicted model, not a curated record.
CCCAUAGAAAACAACGACCAAAGAGCAUUUGUGCGCAAUUAGUUCAUUUCACGUUCUUACUUAGUAUUUACGUUUCCCUCCAGAUAUGUCUGAUAAGGAAAAGAUUACCGUAGUUCCCUUCUGAGCUUUGGUUCGUUUACGAGUGCCGCACUUUAUGACGGAGUAGACAUUUUGAAGAAAAAGAUGUUACACCAGUAAGAUGCUUCCUGGUAAAACAAAAGAAAAUGUAGCAACUUCUACAACAUCACUACCGUCCACAACCACAACGACAGCAACGACCACCACGCCUAUCCCAUCAUCUCUACCGUCCACAACCACAACGACAGCGGUGACCACCACGCCUAUCCCAUCCUGCCCUCAGCCGCCCAUUGUCCAGGACGCUGACCUGCUCACCACCGGGCCCUUCAUCGCCCACAGACGCAUUGAAUAUCAGUGCCAUACCGGCUUUAAGAUGACUGGCCUUUCCAACGAUAUGCUUUGUGAUGGUAACCUGCAGUGGACAGGCUCGCCACCCCAGUGUCUCCGGACUUGCCCGACCCCGCCAGUAAUCGCCAACGCCGUAGUCAAAUCCACGGGCCCAUACACAUCGGGCGAUACAGUAGAAUAUGAAUGCAGUGCUGGGUUUUUGAUGACGGGACAGGCAACACGGACCUGUGGGAACAGAUUCACAUGGGAGGGCAGUUCUCCUUCGUGUAACCCCACGUGCCCCAACCCUCCUGGUGUAGCCAACGCCCACCUCUCAUCAGCAGGCCCUUACCCCGUGGGGUCGCAGGCGUCGUAUGCCUGUGGGAGUGACUUCCAGAUGGACGGGUCGCCCACCCUGACCUGUGGCAGUGGCCUCCAGUGGCAGGGCUCGCCCCCGACUUGUAAACCCAUUGACCGGUCUCCUAGGAUAGAAACCAACCAGCAUAUUAACUGGCCUAGUGGGUAUUUUAACACUACACAGCCUUUCAAUAGCAAUGCCACCUCCUCAGGCGUCACUCCGGCUUUGGUUACAAUGGAUAGCUCUACAAGCCGAAAUUUAGCUACAACUUUCGCUUACACUCCCGCUGCUUUCGUCCCGCACCCUACUACCCCUUAUUUUCCACAAAAUCAGCAGGAACAACCAACACAAUCGAUAGUCACACCUAACACAUUUACAGGUCACAACCAACACAGGCCCCUUUCAAACUCCUUGUUUAGUCUAUUGACAUCAAUACCACCGCUCUGUCCGCAGCCGCUUGGAAUCCCAAACGGCGAAAUUAUCUCUAACGGCCCGUAUCAUCCUGCGGAUCUGGUGAUAUACCGAUGUUUGCCGGGAUUUGUGAUGAAUGCUAGGACAACGUCACAGGUUUGCGGAAGUUCAGGAUAUUGGAUUGGUGCCCCGCCGCAAUGCCAUGUCUUGCCAAAGUCGCCACCGGCCCCAGCUCCACCUUCUGUCAAAAAUAACCAAAUGGUGUUCAUCAAUAUUUCACUUUACUGGGGCAAUGGCAAGAACACGGGGUCUACUUUCACUGGAGACACUGGAGGCGGCUUCCCGACCUGGUUAGGGAUUCUUCUCGGGGUCAUUUUUGGCCUCCUCUUACUGGGCCUCCUGGCCUGGCUCAUCUGGGCCUGCUGCUGUGGCGGUGGCUGCUGUGGCGUUCAAGGUUGUAUGGGAGGAGGUGGGGGGACAGCGGGAUGCCAGGGAUGCUGCCCUCGUCGCACACACGUUGCCAAUGAGACAGAGUACGUCCGUUAUUCCAAAGAAAGUCCCGUGGCACAGAAGAGGGUCGUGAAGAAGAAAAUUACACGCCAGAAUAACGAGCCGGAGUAUGAUGUUGAACAUGCAUAUGAUCACGUAGAGAUCAUCCAUCUAGAUGAUGAUCAGGAACCAAAGAGACAAAAUAAGUCCUAUGGUCCUAAUGUCAGGAAAGAAGUUCAUUUCCACGAAAACGAUCUUAAAGACAGAGCGAGGCCUCUUAAGUCAACCAACAAACAGACACCCCCGGAAGUUGUUGAAAACGUCUACUAUCACCAUAAAACGCGGCGGUCGGCGCCUAAAGAAGAUCCAAAGCCCAGGCGUCGCAGUCCAUCCCCGUCUCCCUCUCCUCCGCCUCCCGCCAGCCCAUCGCCCGUGCAGCAGGUAAUACAUUAUUAUUCAUCCAAACCUCCUCAGCCUGGCUUAGACCCUAGGUCCCAUUCGUCCCCACACCCUCUCAGUUCUCCACGUUCAGAGGCUGAAGACAGCGACUCUUCGAGACGGAAACGACCAAGGCCACGCCAAAACGACGACGCAGACUCCCAGCCGAGUAGGACAUCAAAACGCAGUGCUGACGACUAUGACCCAGUGGACGGUUCUCCAAGCUAUCCAAACGACUUUAGAGGCAAAUAUCCAGAUGACAAAUACUACAGGAGACGCCCACAUUUAAGAAAUUGGCCAAGUGACGUGGAAGGGGACACGCCCUCAACCGUCGGCAGUCCUGUGUCCCCUCGAAGUGACGCAACUAUCAGUCCUACCCAAGUUGCUAGUCAGUUAAUCGACAGUAUGCAGGGUAGCCCACUCCCCCAGGCAACCCCUCGAAACUUGAAACCUAGGAAUCCGUCGAAUGAUAGUAUCAGGGAAAGCAACAAUGACCGUCCAGGCCUCAACCAUAAGAAUACAUCUUACUCGCCUGCAGAACAUAUGAACGGGCACCUGUAUGAAAAGCCAAUUAAGUCAACAUAUGCCAGACCGAAGGUUAUACGCAAUGAGAUCCACGUGAUUGAGGACAGUCCGCCAUCGUCUCAGCAGACGACACCACGCGCCCCGCCCCCACCGCCAGUCAUCCAGCCGGUGCAGCCACCUGCUCCGCCCAAGAAAAGACUGAAAAAUGACAAACUUCAGGAAGUCAUCCACGCGGUGGUGGUGAAUAAGAAAAAGAAGAAAAUAGAAAAUCCACAGAAGCCGUUAUGGUGGCCUCACAGUAAACCUGUGCGCCAAAUCAACACCAGUACCAAGUGAAAACCAUUUAUUCAUAUUACAUUUUCAUGCCUAUUCGAUAGAAAUGAAUCUACACGAAGUCAUUCACCCACAUUCUUUGGGUAUUCUCCGAAAUAUCGGGUGCAUGUUGCGAUUCAUAGCGUGCUAUAUAGCUUUAUUGGUUGUUACCGUACCAGUGCAAGUAAAGUUGGAAGAAAAUGUAGGUCUAAUAUCCAAUCACAGCAACACUGAUUCUGAGAAUAAGCCAUGCAGUUUGUAAAUAUAUCCCCCUGAGUUCAAAGUCAUAAUGCUGAUUUUCAACUAUUUUCGGAUUUAUCAACGUCAUUGAACC